Molecule: messenger RNA, 2148 nt
Organism: Rotaria sp. Silwood2
Lineage: Eukaryota; Metazoa; Rotifera; Eurotatoria; Philodinida; Philodinidae
Source: the annotation of a GenBank genome assembly
AUGUUAUUGACGACUCGUGAUGCGCAGCUCGAGAGGCGAUCAUCGUAUAUUCUCGCAACAGCUGCUGCAGCUGAAAGAUUAAGUCUUGCUGGUAUAGAUAAUGCCAGUUUUCAAGCAGGUUCAAGAUCCAAUAGUUUUGUGUCUAACAUAUUAUCACAUGUGCAAUCACAGGCCCAAAUUGAACCACAACAAAUAUCACGAGUCCCUGGCAUUGCAGAAGAUGAAGCAACGGCUAAUGAUACAAAACAACCCACAUCUUCAAACGAUAGACGAUAUCGCUGGAGGAUGAGCUAUUAUUUUUAUAUUCAUAUGGUUUGGUUUAUUAUCAGUGCAUUAUUGGGUGGAUUGAUCGUUUGGCUUAUUGAAAAUCAUUCAUCUGCACGAAAUAUUCAAAUUAAAGUUGACUAUAUAGAUGCAUGGUUUGUUAGUAGUUCAUGUGUAUCUAGUUGUGGUUUGACAACAAUAGAUUUUGCAAAACUUUCCCAAGCUUCUCAAAUAGUUCUAAUGUUUUUUACAUUUAUAUCUGGUGUUACAAUUAGUACAUUACCAGCAUUAGUUGUUAAAGCUCAUACACAUAGAAGAGUCGAAGGAAUAACGGUUGAUGAUGAUCAUGGAGAUUUAGAUGAUGAAAAUAGCGAUGAAUUACCAACAGUUAAUAUUCGGCGACAAAGAAAUUUACCAGAACAUAUUCGAAAUCGACUUGCAAAAUUGCCGAAAACACGACAACUUCGUUAUCGUGCUUAUAUAACAUGUAUCGUUCUUAUUCUUGCUACUUGUUUUACAAUUUAUACAAUAAUAUUCAUUGCUAUUGGUAGUUGGAUAGACACACAAUAUACAUCUGAACAAUUAUUACAAGGAAAUUCUAGUGUUAAUCCAUGGUAUAUUUCAUUUAUUGUUACUGUAACAGGUUUUAAUCAAAAUGGAUUAUCACCUUUUUCAGACGGUCUUUCACGUUUUGUUCGGGAUAUUUAUCUCAAUUUGUUUAUUAUAAUAUUAGUUGUAAGUGGAACAUCACUUUUUCCUUUUAUAUUACGAAAUGUAGUUUUAUUGGCACGUUGUGUAUCUCCAUGGCGUCAUAAGGUUAUAUUUGAUUAUAUUCUUCUGAAUAAUCAUCGUUUAUCUACUUUACUCUUUCCUGCUGUACAAACUCGUAUUUAUCUCUUUGUAACAGUUUUAUUACACAUAUUGGGUGUUGGUAUAUCACUUAUACUUGAUUUAAAUAGUGAGAAUUUUACAAUGUAUCCAUCAGGUAUACGUUUUCUCAUAUUUAUGUUUCAAGCAGCAAAUACACGUUUUGCUGGUUUUCAAACAGUUGAUAUAAAUUUAUUUGCUACAGCUACAUUAUUAGUAUAUCUGCUAUUAAUGGCAACUAAACCACAAAUGUUAUGUGCUCUUGAGGAAUCUCCAUUUGAAUUAUCUUGGUUAGCAUUACAAGCACGAGAAGAAGCUAAUGCUGAAACAAAUUCUAUAAUGAAUAUAAAUAGUAGUUCAGGUUUACCUCUACGUAAUAGUCGAUUAGGAUCGAGUUUAUCAUUACCAUCAAAUGGUGGUUUACCUAUAAGACGUAUGGAACGUUUUCUACGUCGACAAAGUUUAGUUACUAAAGAUCUUGCACGAAAACAUUUUACUGAUACAACAUUAUUAGAUGAUACAAAUCAUAGACCUCGACGUUUGAGAUAUUUACGUGGUCGUUUAUUUUUUAUUUAUUUUGCACGAGCUCUUAUAAAACAUACAUUUAGUUUUGUUAUUUUAACUCGUACUUGGUUAUUCUUUUUUAUAUUUCUUAUAUGUGCUAUUGAAAAUAGUCGAAUGGCACCUGUUGAUCCUAAUAUAACUGUAUUUAAAGUAAUCUUUGAAAUAAUAUCAGCAUUUGGAACAGUUGGAUUAACACUUGGAUAUCCUAAUGUAGCAUCAAGUUUUUCUACUGUUCUUUCAUCAACAAGUAAAAUAAUACUUAUUAUAACAAUGAUAAUGGGUCGACAUCGUGGUUUACUUGCAUCAAUGGUAGAUCAAGAAGCUAUUGAACAUAGUGCAGCUGAUUUACUUAAUCGACGACGUGAAGAACUUCUUAAUGAAUAUCAAAAAACAACAUUAAAUGCUAAUAUUGUUAAUCGCAUGAGAUCUGAGGAAGCAGUUACACAAUUUUAA